AUGAAUCUGCGAUCGCCAUCCUUCAACUUGACGCCGCAUCCGGCCCCAAUUUCGCGUCGCCCCUCCUCCAUAUCCUCGCGCCUGUCCUCUGCCGUCUCCAAUGCUGAGCAGGGCGAAAUACCCGUCACCAACGGCUCGGGUGAGGCUCUGAUUGAGGAGGAGAUUGCCGAGAUCAAGAGAUACGAGGACUUUACUACUAUAGAUUGGGUGCAGGACGCAGCGCGAGAGCAGGCGAGGCGCAAGUCCCGGCGCAAACAGGCCGUCGGCCUCUACGAUCGGGGCCAGCCUGGCUGGAGAUACCACCUAUGGAGAAGUUACGAUGCGGCGCAAGGCUGGAUUGUGGUCACUAUUAUCGGCGCGGCGAUUGGAUUGAAUGCUGCAUUGUUGAACAUCAUCACUGAGUGGCUGGCGGAUAUCAAGAUUGGCUACUGCGAGACGGGGUUCUACCUGAAUGAGAGUUUCUGUUGCUGGGGAGAGGGGAACGGUUGCUCGCAAUGGCAUCGUUGGACGGGCUUCGAACCCAUGAACUACUUCCUCUACUUCGUCUUUGGCACCUUCUUUGCCUUUGUUGCUGCCACUUUGGUCAAAUCCUUUGCCCCGUACGCCGCCGGCUCAGGUAUCUCUGAGAUCAAGUGUAUCAUCGCAGGCUUCGUCAUGAAGGGCUUCCUCGGUCUGCGGACCUUGAUUAUCAAGUCUGUAUGCCUGCCCCUAGCUAUCGCAUCCGGCCUGUCUGUUGGCAAGGAAGGCCCCAGUGUUCACUAUGCCGUGUGCACUGGAAAUGUCAUCUCCAGGCUCUUCAACAAGUACAAGCAAAAUGCUUCUAAAACCCGCGAAAUAUUGAGCGCAUCAGCCGCGGCUGGUGUUGCCGUUGCCUUCGGUAGCCCUAUUGGAGGCGUACUCUUCUCGCUCGAGGAAAUGUCUAGUUACUUUCCGCUCAAAACACUCUGGCGCAGCUACUUCUGUGCCCUGGUUGCGACAGCGGUUCUUGCAGCCAUGAACCCCUUCCGAACCGGACAACUCGUCAUGUUCCAGGUCGAGUAUAAACACGACUGGCACUUUUUCGAAGUUGUAUUCUACAUCAUCCUUGGCAUAUUUGGAGGUCUUUACGGAGCAUUCGUUAUCAAGUGGAAUCUGCGGGUUCAAGCAUUCCGAAAGAAGUAUCUGACGCACUAUGCCAUCUUGGAGGCCACCCUUCUCGCCGCAGGAACCGCUAUUAUUGCGUACCCCAACGCCUUUUUGAGGAUUGACAUGACAGAAAGCAUGGAAAUUCUAUUCUCUGAGUGUAAUGGAGGAGAGUCCUACCACGGUCUAUGCGACUCAGAUCAGCGGUACUGGAACAUUAUCUCGCUGAGUUUAGCAACGGUGCUGCGAAUGAGCCUGGUCAUUGUCUCUUACGGAUGCAAAGUCCCUGCUGGUAUUUUCGUGCCCUCAAUGGCUGUCGGAGCAUCGUUUGGUCGCACCGUGGGUAUCAUUGUCCAGGCUAUCCACGAGGCCAGCCCGGGCAGUGUCUUCUUCUCUGCCUGCAAGCCCGACGAGCCUUGCAUUACUCCUGGCACAUAUGCGCUCCUAGGAGCUGCUGCGGCGCUAAGCGGUAUCAUGCACAUUACUGUGUCGGUGGUGGUCAUCAUGUUUGAGCUCACUGGUGCCUUGAACUACAUUCUACCUACCAUGAUCGUCGUCGGCGUUACAAAGGCCGUGAGCGAGCUAUUCGGAAAGGGAGGCAUUGCUGACCGCAUGAUUUGGUUUAGCGGGUUUCCGUUCCUUGACAAUAAGGAGGAACAUAACUUUGGAGUUCCCGUCUCUCAGGUCAUGAGAACCUCGGUGGUCACCAUUCCAGUCCAUGGGCUCACGCUGGGAGAAGUCGAGCAGUUGCUUGCGGAUGACCGAUACCAGGGCUUCCCCGUUGUCGAGGACAACAACUCCAAGAUCCUGGUUGGCUACAUUGGCCGGACAGAGCUGCGAUAUGCCGUCGAUCGUCUCAGUCGUGCGCAGCAGAGUGACGGCACGGCACGGUGCAACUUUGCAGCGUACACCACCAAUCUAGCCCCUACUACACCUAUAACACCGUCAAUCAUGCAGUUUGGUGAAUCAUCAAACUCCACAGGCCUUGACUUUAGCCGAUAUGUCGACUCAACGCCUGUGACAGCCCAUCCACGUCUUCCCCUCGAAACCGUCAUGGAGCUGUUCCGAAAGAUUGGGCCCAGAGUCAUCCUCGUUGAGUAUCACGGCAAACUCACUGGCCUGGUCACCGUCAAGGACUGCCUCAAGUAUCAGUUCAAGGUCGAAGCGGCUGAGAACCCCAAGGACGACCACCAAAUUGCCCAAGGCCAAGAGCAGCUCUGGGAGCUGUUCCGCCGGACGGGCAACUGGGUCUCAGGCAAGCUGUCGACCGUAUCUGGUGGCAGGAUCCGGCUCAGCGGUUCAUUCGAAGAAGAUCGUCCGCAAGGACGAGGCGCGCAGAUCUUGGAUGGAGACGAAGAUAUUGCAGACGAGGGCGUUGAGUUGGAGAGCCGGCGGUUAUAA
Molecule: messenger RNA, 2523 nt
Organism: Ilyonectria robusta
Lineage: Eukaryota; Fungi; Ascomycota; Sordariomycetes; Hypocreales; Nectriaceae
Product: chloride channel
Exons: 5
Coding region: 1-2523 (840 amino acids)
Biological process (GO): transmembrane transport; chloride transport; intracellular copper ion homeostasis
Cellular component (GO): early endosome; Golgi apparatus; fungal-type vacuole
Molecular function (GO): voltage-gated chloride channel activity
Source: RefSeq, a predicted model, not a curated record